Molecule: messenger RNA, 612 nt
Organism: Ostertagia ostertagi
Lineage: Eukaryota; Metazoa; Nematoda; Chromadorea; Rhabditida; Trichostrongylidae
Source: the annotation of a GenBank genome assembly
AUGGACAUCCUUCCAGAUGUUGUGCGAGCCUAUAAAAGCCUUGAGACCGAGAAAACUGCUUUACAAAAUGCGUUGAAUUCCUUGUCUCCGGAAGGUGCUGGUGAUCAACAGCUCGUUUCUGCGACUGACGAUACAACAGUUGAAAGUCUCAAGGCUGCUAUAGCCACACUUACUCGAGAAAACUCGAAAAAAGAGGCAGCAUUUCAGAAUGAUAAGAAGACGUUACUAAAUGAGAACGCUACCCUCAAAGAUCAGCUCAAAAAGGCGAACGAUAGCUUGGCCAGUGCAGAAAAGAAUCUCAAGAGCUUGCAAGCCAAGCUACAGCAGGUUGAUGUAGACCGGGAGAGAGAGCUUGUUGAUCAUGGCAAAGUUUUAGCCGAAAUGCAGGCGAGAUACGCCAAGGAGCAUCAAUCACUCGAGGCUACAUCCAAAGAAACAACGGCGCUCAACAAGAAAAUCAGUCAGAAAGAUGAAUUGAUCAAUCAGCUCAAAUCACGUGAGGCUCAGCUGAUUUGCCAAGUUUCAACACUGAAUAACGAGGUCAAAGAGCUCACAGAGAAGGCCUAUCAUGUUCCUUCUGUUCAGAUUCUGAAAGACGAGUUGGCUAAUUGA